CAUUGGCACUUUGGAAAACCAUAGUGGCUAUAGUAUUAUAGGCAAGAGAAUCACAGUGGCAGAGUUUAUUACUAUUCCAGAUCCAAACUUCAGAGAAAUCUGAGCACACACCAUUAGGUUUCAUUUACACUGUUUUCUCCCCCUUUGUUAUUGUUAGAGUUGAUAAGCUUUAUGUGAUGACUAAAACUGUUAUAAAUUAUUUUAAGUCUUGAUAGUAAAUUUAAGUAAUCAUCAUUAUAUAGUGGGAGGAAAACCUGUAUAAACCUCUGUGUGAAUAAUGUUCAUUUUUAUCUGGAGAAGUACCACAAAUGAAUGAAAAAUUUUAAGUGUUGUUUUGGUGAUGGAAAACAUGACUUUUCAGGAUUUCCUUUGUUUUUGUUGCUGUAGCAACCCACCAGUAUCCUAGACAUGAAUGACUUCCUGUGGACUGACCAGGCCAGCUCAGCUUCCUUGAUGAGCAAGGCAAUUAGCACAGCCCAGGAACUCUGCAUGAUGUUAAGUAACACAGGCCUUCCCCAAGAUGGGCUGCUCUGUUCUCUGUACUUGCCUGGAUUGAUUCCUGUUUCAUCAUGUGAAAAAUCAUACAUUCUGAAUAAAACAAUUUUCGUAUUGCCAGGGUAUGUUAGCACCGUGGCUGAACAGUAACUCAUGGUUGCUUCCUUUCUGAUAAAAAAUCUGAAUUAAAUUGACGAGGUAAUAAUCAUGGAAGAAAUAGUUUUUACUUUCAGGCUCUGAAGUUGAACAAUCUUUCGUUACGAGCUUUAUAAGAACUGUGCAAUACUUAACUGUCAACUUAUCAGUAGUGAACUUUGUCCUUUGGAUUGGUGGUUCCAAUUUAUUGAUUAUAAGUCAAGUGUAUUUCCACAUGAAUGUUAGCUAGAAGCAGGUCUUUUUUAGUCUGCUGUGGAGAUUUAGAUGGUUUUUGAGCUGAGUGCUAAUGGAAGAUACAAAUUGAUCUAGAAGAGAGCUUACAUCAUUACAUUUUCAAUUUAACUUCUGCUUCUGAAAGUAGGAUAUGAAACUGAAUGAAAGCUGGCUGGAACAAUCUUUAAGAUGAAGUGGUUUCAUUUCAUGAUUGGAUUUUUAGUUAUCAUUACUGGCUAACUUGAAUUAUAAUUAUAUUUGAAUUUUACUAGUAUUUUGUUGUGGAUUACAGGUCUGGAGAGCAAUAAAAUAGUUAUUUGAAACCCAUGAGGAGUUGUGUCUAGUGAUCAGAGCUCUUUUUUAAAGUACACGUGUAUAGUACAUAAUGUUUACAUUAUUUGUGGAGAGUCGGUACUUGUGCAUAAUAUAUCUGAAUUCCUGGUUUCAUCUCCUAUCCCUCCACUCUCUCCUCCUGCAUCUCAUAGUCCUUUUGUUUUAAGCUCAGAAAUGUCCUUAUCAAUAUAUUUUUGCUUCGACCAAAAUUUUCUUCCUACUAUUUUUGUCACAUUUAAAUAAUUGGCUUGUUUGUGACAUGAACAUCUGUUGUCAUAGUAACAAUAUCACACAUUUAGGUCUCUAGCAAGGAGGGAGAAAACUGCUAAAAAGCACAACUUUCAGGAAAAGUAGAAGCUGAAAUUAAUGUUUAUAAGUUAUCUUAGUGCUAAUUCAGAAGAUUUUCACUUUCUGACUUUGUCUUACGAUUUUUUUCAGAAUUCAUUGAUGCAGUACUUAGCUUAUUUAAAUUCAAGAUCACUUUCAAGUGACCUUGCAGCCAUUCCUAACUGCAUAUCCUAAAAUUUAGAAGGGGAGCGGGUAUAAGUGAAAAGAAAAAUGUACUACAUUUUAAAAACUUACAGACUAGCUGUUGGAAUAUUAAUUAUCAAAGAAAGUAAAAACCAACCAACAAACAAAAUUUCAAUUCCUAAACCAAACCAAAAAAAUAAAUAACUUGAAAUUUCAAUUUUAUAAUCUUUCAAGUACACAAAAUAUAAAAGUUUGUGGUCAUUUAAAUAGGAAAUAACACCUAAAUUUUUUUCAAAUGAAAAUGAACCUCAAAUAUUUGAAGGGAGGAAGCAAUAUGAAAUAAGUAUUGUUCUUUCCUUUUUCUUCUUCUUUUUCCUACUUUGGUAGAUAAAACCUGGAGUCUUACAAGUCUUAGGCAAGCACCCUACCACUGAGCUGUGUUUCAGCAGAAAUAAGUUAUUCUUGGUUUCAGUAAAAUAUGUUGCUAAUUUCCUUGUAGAGCUGAGCUGAGAUAUCCUGUCAGUAAAGUUACUUAUAAUAGAAUUUUCCAUCUAGGUUUGAACUCUGGUAGGAAGUUCAGCUCCUGUUUUAUUUAUUUUAAUCUUUGAAUUUAAUCAUAUAUUAUAGGUUUUUUCUGCUCAUAUUUCUUUUUGAUUUAUCCUCAUUUGUAUGCUGAAAUUUUAAGUGUAAACAGUUUAAAAUAUUCAUUUUUUUUUCUCUUUGAGUCAAGGAAAAUGGCAGCCUUCAAAAUUCUUAUAUAUUAUUUGAAUAAAAUACAACAAAAAUGUUAAAUACCAUCUGCAUAAACAUGCAAAAGCUACUGGCAAAAUAUAUGCUGAGGGCUCAGAUAGUUUCUUAGUUAUGUUGUACUGGCCUAAACUCUAGAAAAGGUAGCCAAUAUAAAGUGAUCUGUAUAUUUAUCUUACAUUUACAAUAUGGAAGAUGAAGGUUUAUUGGAAGGCAUCUGUGCCUGUGAUUAAUUUGUGGUUUCCACAUUUUUCCACUUGGGUUGCAUUUUUUAAAGAAGAAGCCAAAAUUUCAUAGCAGACAUUUUUGAUCAUCAGGAACAAGUGGUGUGUUUCAUUUUGAUGACUAAUUGCUUUUAUAUUUCCAGAAUUGGUGGCUUUAAGUUUCAUUGGCAUUAAGCAAUAUCAAAAGUUUUCACUUCUAUUUUUUCAAUUGCAUAAGAAAAUAAAAGUUUCUCCAGAAAUGAUUGAUGGAAUUACAGUUUGCAAGUGAUGUAAGAUUGUUGCAUUUAUUGUAAAUUAUAUCUAGAACCUUAGCUUAUUUGAGAGGAAAAGAUUGUGAUAAGUAAAUAAAGAUAUUUAUAUUCAGUGGACUAUGUCAUAAGGUAGACUAAAAUGUAAAAUUUUAGGGGUCAGACACAUUCUUUUCUUUAGGAAAAACUGUAAAAUACAUAUCUUUUCAAAUUUAGAUGUUACUCUUGUCCUAGAAGAUCUUGUAGUCUUAGUGGGUAUAUUAUGGCAAGGCUUAUUGGUAAAAAUCAAAUAUAAUUCUGUAGUUUUAUUUCACUGAUCUGUUCCACUGACAGAACAGGACGUAAAGCUCAGAAAGAAGAAAUGAGAAAAUUCAGACAAGUUCAGUAUAUUAGUCACUUUCCUGUCACAGCACUCAAAGGUGACAAAUUAAAAGGAUGAGAGGUUUAACUUGACUCAUCAUUUCAGGUAUUCAUCGUUUCAGGUAUUCAAUACAUUGGCUCUGACCCAAGAAUGUCAUGGUGGAAAGGCAUGGUGGAACAAGAUGUUCAUUGACUGGAAAGCAGGGAAACAUUGCCAGGGAUAAUAUAUACUACCUAAGAGCAUACCUUCUUGGCCUGCUCGGUCACAGCCAGAAGUGUGUUUUUGUGAUAACCCCCUAAGUGAUUUCCAAUCUAAUCAAAUUGAUACACUUAAGCUUAAACCACCUCAUCUGGUUUGAGUACAGCAAGUUGUCUAUCCAGAUGAAUCUUUAAAUAGUAGGAGACACUUAAAAAUUAUUCCCCUUUAAUUUCUGUUCUAGAACCCUAUUUGCCUCAAAGCUGAGUCCCUGAAGACAUCCCUGACACAUCAAUUUGGGCUCAUUGGAUAUCUGUCCCAGUGAUGGUUUGUGGUUACUGGGUUUGUGGGAAGUCACUUUAUGAUGAUAUUGACACUAAGAAAAAAUCUUCCUAGAUAGCUUGUUCAUUUUGUAGUGAAAAAUUUGCAGUCAGACACUAAAUACAGAGUUCCAGAUUUUGCAAAACAUACAGCUGUGGAGAAGGAGAACCUCUGAUCGCAGAUGCGAGAUGAAUGUAGGUAGCAGCACAGGUGUGUUGGGGUGUGUGUGGGAGCCACCAUACAGUCAUCAGCUCAAAAUUAUGAUUUUAUAAAGAAUGAGGUUUACAUUCAGGUUAGGUUAAUAUAUAAAAAUACGUCAAAUUUUUGAGAUAUUGAAUCCCUUUCAAUUACCUAUAGUUUUCUUUUUAACUUGAUAGUAUGAGCAACUAGGUAGGAUAUUCAAUUAGUAAAACAACAAAAAAAAAUGAGAACCCUUGGAGACAGAUUUCAGGCACCAUUUAUAGUUCCUUUUUCUUGAUCAAGUUAUUCAUUUAACGUUCCUUGGAUCUUAGUUUCCUACUCUGUAGAAUGUAGAUAAUCAAUUUUGUGCUUUAGAGUUACCAUGAGGAUUAAAUGAAAGAGCACACAGACCAUGAAGUUUAGUGCCUCAUUGAAAGAGUUUUGGCCUAGACAAGGCACUGUAGCCUGUAAAGCCUCAGGCAGAACCAAGGAGCUCUGUCUCCCCCACCCCUAGGAAUUUACCUAUGGCGCCAAAAGACUACCAAUGGGCUACCUGUACAUCACUAAUUCCUCCUCAGGUUCCACCCCAAACCUAGGAUACUUAUAUGUCUCCACUCCACAUGUUCCACUGAGAGAUCACCACCAGGGGAGGCGGGGGCAGGGUGGGGUGGGGAUGCCGCCCCCAAAGGAUCGGGGGUGUCUCCCCUGCAUUCUCAAAAUAAAGGUCAUUUAUAUUUCAUACUUCUUAUCUUUUCAGCCGCCACUGGUCCCACAGUUCUAUCACUCACCACUUAGAAAUGUUUGAUAAGUGACUAAUAAGAUUAUGAUUAUCAUGUAACAAGGCUAAUCCUAAACUAACCCUCUUGAUCACUACUAUAUAUGGUAAGGUUAAAUCCAAAGCCCCCUGGGUUUUCUGGUGGUUCAAGUGUACUUCUAUUUUGUUAAUAUUGAUUUCUGUGAAUAAUUGUGACUGAUCUGUUAUCAUUUAUCAUCAUAUGGCUGAAGGAUGUGUCAAGAUUUCUUGAUUAGCUUUCCUAAAAAGUUGUUGGUCUGAGGGAUAAGGAUGUGUUGAUACAGGGUCAGUGACCCUGACAACUGUGCCACUUUGGAGGGUUAUGUUGGUAAUGGGGAGACUGUACUGUGUGUGGGCAGGAAAGGGCUCAUGGGGAUCUUGAUAGCUUCUGCUCAAUUUUGCUAGAAACCUAAAACCUCUUCUGUUCUAAAAGAUAAAUUUCUAUUGGGAACAAGCCCAAACAAAAUGUAAGCAAACAAAAAAUCAUUUUUAAGCAUGGACAUUUCUCAGUAUUUAUAGGAAAUUUUUUUUCGUUUUCUUUUGAGAGGAUUUUAGGGAAAGGGAAAAGAAAUGGAGCCUUCUUUUUUCUUUUUUUUUCCUAUUAGGAAGAACUAGAACAUCUUGGUGAUUUUCCUGGAAAAGAAAGAGCAGGGGAAUGUAAUGAAGAUUUUCAGUUAAGUGUCUUAUCCUGAUCAAAUUAUCCUUUACUAAAAUCUUUUGGUCUGGGUUCUCAGAGGAAUUCAUAUUCUUCUUAUGAUUGGUAGGCUCAGUUGAAUACAUCUAAGUUUAAAUAUUUUUAAGCUAACCAGCUUUCAGAAAAAAAUAAUCUUCUUUAGGAAAUUUAAAUACGUAAAAAGGCAUAUUUUUCAGAGAAUCAUGAUUUAUUUUCAUGAAAAUAAAAUCUUGUGUUUGGAGCACACUGGUUGAUGUAGUUUAAGAACUUGGCUGAAAUUUAUUCUCUAUGUCUGAUGCAAAUUCAUUUGUUUGCAGAGGAACCAUGUUGUAAACUUAGGCUUGAGAUGACACAUAUAGGUAACUUUAUUUGUAAAAGUAAAGCUAAAAUUCAUAUGACUCAGAAUUUAUAAAAUGCUAUAUAGUAUUUAGAGGAUUUAAAAUAAUUCUCUUCCAUUGUACCAUUUUCCAAAACUGUCCUACCCUUAAGAUAGUUAUUGAGGUUGAAAAUUUUCAUAAGAGAUGAGUUUUAGCAAAAAGCAAAUGUUAGCAGAAACUGUAAAUAAACUUCCAUGUCUUAGAAAAUGAACAUCUAAGAACUUUUCAGUAUUUUUUUGGUAAUUGAUUGACUUAAAUGUUAACAGAAUUACUCUUUUGAACUAGAAGCUAACUUGCAAGAAAUGAAAUGUUCAGUUGUUAGAGUAUGAGGAAGUUGCUCAAAUGUCAAAGGAAAUAAGAGAGGAUAUUCUGUCUUCUUGCCGUGUUUUACGUUUCCCUGUGUGUGGGAAGCAAAGUUCUGCAGAAAAGACUUCCAGAUCUGUGCAGAGAGCUGGUAUUUCUGUGGCAGCUGAAUCCAGAGAUAAGGGUGGCAAGGCAGUCCCAGGCCAGGCUCACAUAGCUUCAUGGGCACUUCCCAGAGGACAGCCUAGAAAUGUCUUUAGGGUUACUGCCACCUGGAACUCGGAUAUGAUUUGCAGAUCUUGAUGCAAUGAAAAUCAUGAAUUGGGACUGGAUACCAGGAGGGGACUCCUUAGGGGAACUGCUUCAGCAGUGAUACAGGAGAUUAGACAGUGCUGAAGUGACUUCACCUCCGGACCACAAAGGACAUCUCAGUUCUUCUGAUUUAUAAGCAGGAAGGCUGAGGCAGGGAUCAGGAACAUCAGGUGCAAAAUAAUAACUUUUUAUGGGUAUAGGGAGGAAAGUAUGUAAUGUUUUAAAAGAAUAAUAAGUCAACUUCAUUUGUAAAUGUUUAAAAUUGAAUCUGAAAUACCUUACAUUAUAAUUACUAGAUGAGAUGCCUCAUUAGCAUAUAAUUUUCCCUAUGUAGUUCCUGGUUAAAUGGUAUUGCUAAUAUUCUAAUGCUAAUCUAACCUCAAUUGUAAGAAUUAUUUACACUUGAGUAGUGCUGUGUUAUUCAGCAUAAUCUCUUGUGCCAUAAGGUUUAACAUCUCAUAAAUAUACAUUUUUUAGAGACCACUAGAAAACUCCUACAUCUUAGUCUUAUGAAUAUUUUAAAAUCUUUUUCUUAUUAUAGCUUCUCUAUUUAAGUCUCCCCAAAAUCUAAAAACAUCUGACCCAACUAUAUCAGCUUCGACGGGAGCCUGCUUCAGGGGAAGUGAAGGGAUACAAGGUCAUGUUCCAACCUAUGGGAGAUGACAGAGCCUGGGGAAGUUGAUCCUUGUGUCAUAGGCAGCUGAGUUAAUUAGAAAUAUUCUAGGCAAUCAGACAGGAUUGGGCCCUCAAAGGAGCAAGUGUGGAAGACCAGAUACCUUGCAACCUUGGAGGAGACAAACCCUCCUGCUGUGGGUCAGAUCUCAAGACAAAAGGCAAAGCUAACACCCCACAUCCUAAAGGUUGAUAGUCCAGAUAGUUCUCUGUCACCCUGAGGAAGUCAGGAGUCACCAUCCCAACCCCCUACAGGAAGAGUCCUGCUGUUAUGCAUGGCCCCUUGCUAUGUGACUCGCUUCCCUACUUGUUACGAAGUUAAUCAAUUUUACCUAAGCAAGUAAUCUUAUUAGUUGACCAUAGUUUUGUCCCACCUCACACUCACCUUGCGAGUUCUCAUUCUUUUCCACUUUGGACCCAUCUCACCUUGUGGUUUUACUCCAUAGAAGUACCUAGAAACGACAGAGUCCUUGCCAACCCACUAGGCACUCUCUCUGUCUCUCUCUCAGCUUUCUUUCUCUCAAUAAACAUAUUCUGCUCUUAACUUCUGUUGCUCCUAAAAUUAAUUCUUCUACUUUAGAGAACACAAACUCGUACUAGAAUAUCUAGUAGGUUGGGAGUUUCAUUCCCCUAUAUCGCUUGGACCAGAUGAAGACACAGGUGUUUUGGAGGCGCUUAAAACCAAUUGUGUUUGUGUUAAAAGACUGGAUAACUUAGGUAAAUCAGUAGCCCUUUCAGCAAUUAUCAGGGAUGUCUGUUUGUCAGCAGAGUAUUUUACAAGCAACUGAAUCUGUAUUUUAAGUGCUCUAGGAGUACAAGUGAGAAUUCAGAGGCCAGAAUUGAAUUUAGACCUAGGUAAAAUAUUUGUAAUAUUUUAAUUACUUUUUUAUUACAAGCGAUCGGGAAUUAAAUUUUUCAAUGACACUGUUUUUUUCCCUUUUUAAAAAAAGCCUUAUUGCAUAAUUUCACCAAACCUGCAGUCAUGUGCAAGUGUGAUUCCUGCGGUGACUCAUGCUAAGGCCCCAAGUGAGCCUUUUCUGGUGACACCAGAAGCCAGGGGUUCUGUGCUUGGUGCCAUCUGGCAGGGAGCAGGGCUGAGGGAUGGUUCACUUCCAGGCCAUGUGCUGGGAAACAAGGCAGUCUGAGUUUGGACAACACUGCAUUCAUCACAGUGGAAACAGGAGACAGACUACCAAGCAUUGCUUCCUGGAAAGUCUUCAAUAGGCAUCCUGUAAUACUGAAAUCUAUGUAAACUCUUGUCAUUUACUUUCCCAGGGCAUGUGAACUGGAUUGGCCUUGUUACUUGCCAGAAACCAUGUGAGGAGCCAUAUGAUACCUUGCAAAGUGCAAUGUUGAUCCCUUUCUCUUUGUGUAGUAGUAGGGGUGGAACCAGAGCCUCGUGAAUGCCAGGGAAAGGCUCAGCCCCUGAGCCACACUCCAGCCCUUCAUGUGUGUGCUUAGAGUCCAUCGCUCAAGUGCCAAGUUCCGGAACCUUCUCCAACAAGUGGAACCUGUGGCAGGGACUCAAGAGGUGCUGUGCAGCUGGUUUCCCUGAGUCCUCAAAGGAUUAGUGGAAUGGAAGUUACAUCCAUUUUGAAGUCUUCUGAGUGAAAGUUUGCUAAUCAAGCUUGUACUCUGAGGAUAUUGGGAUUAUUUUUCUCACUUCCAAAGCAUCUUUGCUCGAUUUGUGACAUGUCUGUGCAUUUUAUGUCUGCAGCUCUCAAUUAAUUUGUUUGGAUGGAGUGUCUCACCAGAGCUGAAGCCGACAUCGUGCUGCUGGUGGAUGGAUCGUGGAGCAUCGGCCGCACAAAUUUUAGAACUGUGAGGAGUUUCAUUUCUCGCAUUGUGGAAGUCUUCGAGAUUGGCCCCCAAAGAGUGCAAAUUGGUCUUGCUCAGUACAGUGGAGACCCCAGGACCGAGUGGCAGUUGAAUGCUCACAGAGACAAGAGGAGCUUGUUGCAGGCGGUGGCAAAUCUGCCUUACAAAGGGGGCAACACGCUGACGGGUUUGGCUUUGAAUUUCAUUCACCAGCAGAACUUCAAGACCCAAGCUGGCCUGCGGACUCGGGCUCGCAAAAUUGGUGUCCUCAUUACGGAUGGAAAGUCUCAAGACGACGUCGAGGCGCCGUCCAAGAAACUCAAGGACGAAGGCGUGGAGCUGUUUGCAGUUGGAAUUAAGAAUGCUGAUGAGGACGAGUUAAAGAUGAUCGCCACAGAUCCCGAUGACAUCCAUGCCUACAACGUGGCAGAUUUUGAGUCACUCUCCAGUAUUGUGGACAACCUCACCACUAACUUGUGUAACAGCGUCAAAGGUCCAGGUGACUUGGAAGCGCCUUCUAACUUGGUUAUUUCGGAGCAAACUCACCAUUCUUUUAGAGUGAGCUGGACUCCUCCGUCUGACAGUGUGGACAGAUACAAGGUGGAAUACUACCCUGUUACAGGAGGCAAACGCCAAGAAAUUCAUGUGAAUCGAGUGAAAACCAGCACAGUGUUGAAAAAUUUGGAGCCUGAAGCUCAAUACGUUGUGAAUGUCUAUUCUAUGGUGGAAAAUGAAUAUAGUGAGCCUGUAAAAGGCACAGGAAUAACCUCUAAGAGAGAGUAAACAGACAUAUAUGCAUCACGCAUGUUAAUACACAUUUUCUUACUCUUUUAUUUUUUAAGAUAAAAAGGUGAUAGACCGUGUGUUAAUUUUUGCCAGACUUUGAAAUCAUGUCUUGAUUCAAUAUCUAUUCAGUGAAUGUUUACAAAGUACCUUCUUCAUGCAAGUUCUCAGUAAACACUCGGCUACCCAGUCUUGGCUACUUCUUCCCCAUAGGACCCCACUGUUACAGUGGGUAGCCAUGGCCAGAAUUCAGGUAAGAGAUACCUUUAAUAGCAUUAUUGCUUCUUAGAGUCUUGGAACUCUUUGGCUUUCAAGAAAAUCCCUUAAAGUGCAAACAGACGUGUCAAGAGAGUAAAACUUUAGACUUUGCUCUUACUGUCACAUAAGGACAUUUUCCUGAAGAACUGAGCUCUUCUCGGUACAAUACCCAGAGAUGUUCCAGGCGGGGAGGGGCCUACAUUAGGAAAAGCCCUGCACAGAGCUCCUGUUGGCUGUGACCUCUCCCUGCUCUGGCUGGCUCUGGCCUUUAUUGCUGAGGUCCUGUUGGCUUUGACUUUGAGCGGAGCUCUUGGAGGAGAUGCUCACGGCUCCGCUUCCUGGUAGCAUUUCCCAGGCUGUAUAUAAGUACUCUUUCCCUCUUCCUGUUUCUUGGCUGGCACUGGAGGAAGAAGGGAAGCCACUUACAAGAGAAGGAAGUGCGUCAAGAGCUGGUUAUGCAGAUUGCUCGGCUCCUCGGUGCUUUUCUCCUCUCUACCUCCUCAUGUCAGGCCACAGGAGAUGGAAAAUAAUGUAUUUUUAUAAUUGGCAGGAUGCCUGGGAUCAUCCCAUGCAUUAAAAAUCACUCUUUGAACUAAAAGUAGUUGAAAAUUAUAUGGAUAUUAAGUGAAAAGAUUAUGAACUUUUACUGUGCUCCAUGAUCUUGUCUCGAAAAAAAAAAAAAAGAAAAAAAAUUCUAUACAUUUCCUAAGUUCCAGUUAUUCACAUGUGAUACUCUAUUUUUAAAUAGAUUUUUUUCCCAGAAGAGGAAAUAAAAAAUGCUGUGUUAGUUGUUUCUGUUCUAUGAUGGAAGCAUAAAGACAGUCUUCUAAAAUUCUCCUUUACAAUCUUAAACAGUCCAAGGAAAUCCAAUGCUCCUUAUAUAAAGAACUGAAAAGGAAAAGAAUUUGGAUUAUAGGGCAUUGUGUACCCUAUAAUGUGGCAAUGUGGCAUUGCCUAUCAAGCAAUGUGUACCUAGGAGGAAGGGGUAUCAAUGUGCAAUGUCUACUUUCUGAUCCCUGGUCCAAAGCAGGUUUCUGUUGAGGCAGGUGUGCUUCCUUACACACCUGUGCUGGGAGUGGAAGUGAUGGACACAGGGGCAAUUUUCUUUGUUCUGGGCUGAGUCAUCUUCCAUCUAUGUCAGCUCAUCCUCCCCAGGGCGGGGACUCCUCAUGAACUUCUUGGCUUCUAAGACUUACUCAGGACUUCCACAAAGUAUUAUCCAAUGGCUUUAUAUUGCUUGGGAAAAUAAAGUUUAGUAAUGUAUUUUAAAAAUUAA
Molecule: messenger RNA, 11209 nt
Organism: Cavia porcellus (domestic guinea pig)
Lineage: Eukaryota; Metazoa; Chordata; Mammalia; Rodentia; Caviidae
Product: collagen alpha-1(XII) chain-like
Exons: 8
Coding region: 8812-9675 (287 amino acids)
Biological process (GO): endodermal cell differentiation
Molecular function (GO): protein binding
Source: RefSeq, a predicted model, not a curated record